GAGAAAAGACGAUUCUUUUGCAGACGCAGUUUUGAUUACUCUAUAUAAUAGUAACCUCAACAAUUCAUUUUGGGCCUUACUUGACCACAUUAAUUAGUAACAAUUAAAGUAACUGAUAAUAAAACUCAUUAUCAACGUCUUAAGUAAUUUUUAUCUUUUAAAACUUGAUAAGAAUAUGAGUGAGGAAGUUGAAAGUUCUGAAAACUCAAAAAUAAUUACUUACAAGUGGGCGGUAUCCCUUCAUGAUAGACAAAUGCUAACCAAAACUAAUUUGAUGACUUCAGAAUUCUUUAAACUGCCAAGUAAAGAUACAGUUUUAUUUCGUAUAUACUUACGAAAUGAAACAAUUGUUUCACUUCAGUUCUCACUGUCAUUUCAAACCAAGAUAUAUGUCCUUAAAGUAGGAUCUCUUCAUCCUGAAAGAGCUGACAUAAGAAUGAAAAUAAAUGAAAGUGAGUUAAAAAGUAUGAAAAUGAUCAAUUGGAAUGGUUAUAGCCAUGAUUUUCGUUUUAAAGAGACAUGUGAAAGUGGAACUGUCAUAACGUGCACGAUAAGACCUCAUGAAUAUGAAGAUUUCAAAGAACAAGAUAUGGCAACAUUAUCUACUUUAAUGUUAGCCAAUCAUAUGAGUAAUUAUUUAUAUUCAUCAGAAUUGAGUGAUGUUAUUAUAAAAGUUAAAAAUGAAGAAUUCCCUGCCCAUAAAAUAGUUCUUGCUUCUCACAGUCCUGUUUUCAGUAAAAUGUUUAGCACAGAGAUGAAAGAAGCCAAAGAAAAUUGUGUUGAUUUCAGCGAAUUUGAUGUUGUUGUCAUCAGAGAACUUACUAAAUUUAUGUAUACAGGAAACAUUGAGGCAAAAACUCAUAUUGACGUUCUCUUUGGCUUAUUAUCCUGUGCAGACAUGUAUCAAAUGGAUAAAUUGAAUACUUUUUGUCAGUAUAAAUUGAUUGAAAAUUUCAGCGUCGAGAAUAUAAUUAAAAUUACAGUAGAAACUGAAAGAUAUGACGUGCCAAAGCUUAAAGAAAGAGCAAUGGAUUUCUUAGAUUUUAAUAAACGUGAAAUAUUAUUUACUGAUGCGAUAAAUCAAGUUCAUCAUUCUAGCGUGUUGAAGGAGUUUUUUUCCAAUGAAAUGGGAAUGAAGAACUAGGUGCUUAAAUUAAUUAAAUAAUAUAAUUAAUAAGAUAUCUAAUAUUCUGUUUAUUUUUCCGCAACGUAUUUUUUAUCGUAUCUAUAAAAACAUACCAUUAAGUUUAAUUGACAUCAUAUAAUUUAGUUGAAUCUACAGUAAAAUACCUUGGCUACAACAUUUUAUACUUCAAUGCUAAUAAGGAAAAUUACUAAAACUGUUGAUUACAAAUUAAUAUAAAAUAAAAGUUUGAGACACCCUAGCGGUUAUGCCGUAGCGGUCAAUUGUCGGUCAAUGAUGGAAUAAUUCCUUGUCAAAGAUUCGUUUAUCUUCGGUAAUUUGACGGUGAUUUUCAGGUGACAUUGUGAAAGAUUAUCUUCGUUCAUCAAUCGAAUUUAUAUAGCUAUCGCAUGAUAAAAUUACAUCGUUUCUAUUAGAAGAAAAAGGUGAAAUCGUAAGUGAUUGUGCGCGUUUUCACUAUGAAUCGACCGAUUGUGCAUGCGGAAAGUACAGAUUGCCGCAAGUUCAUUUAAAGCGUUUUUACCGACUAUUCACCCGGAAUUGACUCGCCUAAAACUUGCGUCUCACGGUUACUUCACUUUAUAUUCAAGGGUGAUUUAAUUGGUGUUAUGACGUAAAUUCGCCGCUAACAAUUGGUCUAAAAUUGAUGACAUGUUGGCAAAUAAACCAAUAAUACAUUCUUAUGAAAUAUUGUAUGUCUAUAUAAAUAAUGUUUCUUCAUACAAAAUGUCAUGUUAUUUAUGAUAAUUUUUUAACUGCUCAUUAUUUUUUAUAAAAAAAUUCAAUUAAUAUCUUUUUAUUGAAAUGUAUUUAUUUAACUAUUACAUUUAAUUGCCUUGUGAUUAUAAAUAUUAAAUAAUGAUUGUGAUAGAAGCAUGUAAUUGAAUCUGUUACAAGAUAUGAGAUACUGAAAAGAUUGACAAACUUUUUAUAAACUUGAAAAUAAAUUAUAUACAUUUUAAAAAUCUAUAUAUUAUUCUUAAACAUAAAAUGAUAAAUUCUACUUAGAGUGACAAAGACUUUAUUCUCAACAUCGUUAAUACUUUUACUAUUAUAAGUUAUCAAUAAUAUAGUUAAACAAUUACUUUAGAAAUUAUGACUUAGUAACAUCACGUAUAUCAUUUAAUCUCGCCCUUCUCUUUCUAAUCAUCCUUCUCUUCUUCUUCAUUUUCUUCUCCUUCUCCUCUUAGCGUUUC
Messenger RNA from Microplitis mediator, 2340 nucleotides. Its product is annotated as TD and POZ domain-containing protein 1-like. Gene Ontology annotation, cellular component: nucleus; cytoplasm. Bases 176 to 1144 code for a protein of 322 amino acids. Gene Ontology annotation, biological process: regulation of proteolysis; proteasome-mediated ubiquitin-dependent protein catabolic process. The record is from RefSeq and is a predicted model, not a curated record. NCBI's taxonomy places the organism in Eukaryota, Metazoa, Arthropoda, Insecta, Hymenoptera, Braconidae. Gene Ontology annotation, molecular function: ubiquitin protein ligase binding. The transcript is spliced from 2 exons.